ACUAUCAGAAUACUUUGAUAACGUAUCGUAAUAAAUUGAUCGAAGGAGCACGGAGAUUUGUUUUUAAAAUUAAUUAGUUAUAAUUCAAAUUGAAUUAUUAUUUGAUUAAUACAAAAUGAUUUCUAGUUUAGUGCUAAUACUGGCUUUGUCGUAUGCUUCCGGGCAAAACAAUCUAGUUGUCGACACCAGGGCGAGAGUGCAGCAUCACACAGAAUACUACACAAAACUUAUUCAAAAGCUAGUUUAUGAGUUGGAAAAACGUGGCUUCUGCAAUUUGAAAUUGAAUGACGUAAUUAUAGAACAUAAUGAACAACUCUACAACUUCCUGGUAUCCGGAAACGCGACUUACACUAACGGGUUUCUAGUGUCCAUAGAGAAGAUAGAUGUCACGAAUAUGGAACAGAGAGUCACCAGGGAUAUUGUGAAUGGGGCGAGCGUUCCUACGGCGUUAGUUCGCGGAAGAUUGAAUUUAAGGGACGUGAAAGUUGGCUUCGAUGUUGAUGCGCACAUCAAUGAUGAACUUAGGCACUAUACCGGAGCUUUUACACACAUACUAGUCCAAUACGAAUUGAAUGUCCACAAGAAUUUGGUGUCUGGGGAACUUCAUACUUCUAUGAGGCUGUUGAGUCUGAUGCCCAGUGCUACAGUCCGGAUGGACUACAUGCCAACGGACAGCAUCACCGAAGCUUUGUCGAGACGUUUCGUACCAAGCAUGAACAGGAAUAGCGCUGAAAACUGGGGAACACAUUUCGCUUCGAUAUUGUUGGAGAAGGCGAAAAAUAAAAUACCGUUCCCAAAUGUUUGCUUUAAUUGUUAAAUCAUAAGUACAGUUUCAUAUAAAUAGAUAAAGGAAUAAAUGAUACGAAAAGUACACAAAA
Bombyx mori (domestic silkworm) is the source of this 878-nucleotide messenger RNA. RefSeq lists its product as uncharacterized. The transcript has 5 exons. The record is from RefSeq and is a predicted model, not a curated record. Lineage: Eukaryota; Metazoa; Arthropoda; Insecta; Lepidoptera; Bombycidae. The coding region runs from base 116 to 817 and encodes 233 amino acids.